CUUCUGUCCAUCUACUCGCUCGCCGCCCCGCCUGCAGACAUCCCCGGCGAGAGCAGCCCGCUCGCGAUCUUGUUCUGCCCUUUCUCGCUGCCACAUCAUGGCCUCAAAGGCGAGUGCCCUGGCCCGAAUGGUCUGGGGGCGACCGCUGCUCCAUGCGCCCCGUCCUCCCGCCUUCCCUCGCGCUGUUCCUCCAGCCUUUCCUCAGCCUCGCCUGCUCCUGAGAGCCUUGGCGACCUCUGCCGCCGAACCCCUGGCUCCUGAACCGGCUGCCGAAACCACUACAAAGAGGGAGGAGCUCAAGGUCCUCGACAUCGAGACCCUGGCGCACUCGUCCGUCCCUCCCACGGUCCCCGAGAGCCCAGACGCCCCCACCACGGUCUCGGGCCGGGUGUGGUUCGAGAACGUCUUUCCCAUCAAGGUCUCGAUCUGGGACCCCCGAUACUUCUUUGUCCAGCAGUACGCCAACGACCUCCGUCUCCGCGCCAAGGCCCAGCUGCUGCCCCCCUUGGACCAGUUCCCUCAUGAGUUCAUCUACAAAAAGACCAUUCCCAACGUCAAGGAGGGCGGCUUGUAUCUGCUGUUUGACUACAAGGGUCAAGGCGCAAAGGUCGAAGAUGCCUACGAGGUCAUCAAGGCGCACGCAAGCAAGGUCGGCUACCGCACCUGGUACAACUGGACUCCCGUCAAAUCUUUCCGUGUCAAGGGUGAGCCCUUUAUGGAGGAUAUGGUCGGACACCUGCCCACCAGCACCUUGAAAGUCGAAUUCCUCGGAAACAAUCUCACCGCGGAAACCCUUUACCGCGAGUUCAGACCGUACGGAAAAAUCAACUCGAUCGAGCUCCAGCCCUCGACGGACAAGGAGCUUCCUCGAUAUGCCCUGGUCAACUUUGCACGAACCCGCUCGGCCACCAGCGCUCGCAACUGCAUCCAUGGAGAAGUCAUCGAUGGCACUCGUCUGCAGAUUAACUACGAAACGCCUCGAAGUCGUCGUGCCUUUUGGAGCUGGCUGACUGGCAACUAUCGUGUCUCGAUUCCCGUCAUUCUCGCCAGUGUCAUUGCUCUCUCCUACCUGAUUUUCGACCCCAUCCGGAUCUUCUGCAUCACCAACAAGCUCACCAACCGCUUCAACAUUCAAGGCUAUCUCAUCGAGGUUGCUGAGUGGUGGAAGGUCACCGGCAGCGCGCUGCUCUCGAAGCUGACCUUCCUGGGUUUUGUCAUGAAGUCCAAGCUGGCCGCGUCCGAGUCGGCAGAGUCAUGGAAAGAGCGCCAGGCCGAGGAGAAGCGACUCAAGAGCUUUUUGAAGGAGGAGCCCGACAACUUUAUCCUGCUCACUGGACCUCGUGGCAGCGGCAAAUCCGAGCUCGCCCUCAAGGUGGUCAAGGACGCCAAGCACAAGAUUGUAAUCAAGUGCGAGGACUUUAUGGGAAAGCCCGAACAUGUGCUGCUCAAUGAGCUUGCCAGCCAGAUGGGCUACUUCCCUGUCUUUGGUUUCAUGAGCACCAUCUCUUCUUUGAUCGACACCGUCAUGACCGCCGGCUUUGGAUCCAAGACAGGCAUCUCUGGCACCUCGAUCGAGUCCCAGGUCCGCAACAUCUUCGACACCGCCACCAUGGCCAUCACCGCCCUCACCCACCGGCAGCUCCAUCUGCACUCUCAGUCGAUGGAGCAGGAGCAGAAGCGCCGCGACUCUCUAUUGCUUGCCGAAGAAUCCAAGAAGAAUGAAACCGGCGAGAAGCCCGUCGACGUUCGCGAGCCCGAGUCUCGUCCCGAUGGAGUGUACAAGGCCCCCCACCACGAGAUGGAGUAUCCCGUCAUCGUCAUUGACGGGUUCUUGCACAAGGACCAGGCCAAGCAGCACUACGUGAGCGAGCUCAUCAUUGAGUGGGCCACCUUCUUGAUCGAGUAUCGCCUGGCGCAUGUUAUCUUUGUGACCAACAACGUCGAGGUCCAGAAGAAGCUCACCAAAGCCCUGCCCCAGCGCUCCCUCGAUGUCGUCCGUCUCGUCGAUGCCUCGAGCGAGAGCGCCAUGGCCUUUGUCAAGAAGCGCCUUGGCCUGAUUUUCACGCCCACAGACUUGCAGACCUGCGUCGAAUCGCUGGGCGGCCGCCUCAAGGACCUUGAGCUGUUCAUCCAAAAGAUCCACGCUGGCGCUACGCCAACUGCGGCCUUCAACGACAUUGUCAUGAAAUCUGUCGCUGAGGUCCGCCGAAUCGGCACUGGCGAGGAAGACGAAAACCGAUCGCUGCUGCCCUGGACCCCUGUGCAGUUCUGGAAGAUCGUCCAGGUUCUGAGCAAGGUCGAGGAGGCGCCGUUCGACGACCUGCGAUUCCAUCCUCUGUUCAAGGGAGAUGAUCGCGCGCUGCGCGGAAUGGAGCGUGCCGGCCUGAUUUCAAUCGGCCUGCAGAACGGACGGCCAUUCGUCCUCAAGCCCGGCAAGCCCGUCUACCGCAACGCUUUCAGCCACCUGCUCAACGACACCAAGUUUGCUGCCACGAUGGGCAUCCUGACCCACAAGGCCCUGCAGGCUGACGAAGAAGCCAAGAUCAACAAGUAUCUGGCCGAGAUGAACACCAUCACCAACAUCAUCACCGGCGGAGGAGCCAACCCCGAUGGCCGGGGCCUUGUGAGCCGAGAGGCCAAGGGCGAUCUGACCAAGCGACUCGAGUUCCUGGCGACGCUGGUGGCCGAGUCGCAGGCCAAGAUUGCCGAGUGGUACUUGGAGGAGCAGCGCUGCAAGAAGGUCGUCAAGCUGAAAGAGCAGUAAGGCACUCGCCCGACUCGAGUGAUCGCCGACUGACUCGACUGCCGACCCGAUGCAAUUGCCGACCGCUGUGGUCCGUUCUACUGCCGGCCCAGCCAAUCUCGCCUUUUGCUUUUUGUCAUGGCGGUAUGGGGCGCUGUCCCGCAUCCUCGAGCAGCACCCAGCGCCGCCUUUGACCUUUCGUUUGUCUUGCCCCGUGCAGACCAGACAGACCAGACCGCCCCUGGCAAUAAAAAUGAUUUCUCUGUGUGAA
Molecule: messenger RNA, 3014 nt
Organism: Polychytrium aggregatum
Lineage: Eukaryota; Fungi; Chytridiomycota; Chytridiomycetes; Polychytriales
Product: RNA12 protein-domain-containing protein
Exons: 11
Coding region: 98-2764 (888 amino acids)
Cellular component (GO): mitochondrial inner membrane
Molecular function (GO): RNA binding
Source: RefSeq, a predicted model, not a curated record